CCUGCCUGCGAGUCUCGCGAUAUUGCUCGGUUGUGUAUAUUGUUCAGGAUGUCCUAGAAGGGGAAAAUGGGCUAGUAUACGCAAUUCGUCCUUCUAAUCAAAAGACAUACGAUGCUUGUAAUUUGUGUUCUUGUUCUUGUGGGUUUAACUCAGCAACUUACUCAAGCUUCAGAAGCACCAUCUAUCAUAACACACCCACAAAAUACAACAGCAAAGGAAUGGGAAACCRUUACAKUMCACUGCAAUGUUAGUGGCAAUCCAGAACCUACCGUUACGUGGUGGAARGACAAUCAACUCCUUUCUAUAUCAGGAAGACUGACYCAAGACAGCAGUAAUAGUUUAACAAUAACAAACAUCACUAGAGYUGAUAAAGGUUUCUACUAUUGUAACRGUACUAACAAUGKCAGCUCUACMGUGUCAMAUUCGGCGUACAUCACGGUUAACUAUCCACCRUCGAUCAAAUCUGCACCAAGCAAUGUUACCAAGAUCGAAAAACAAAGUGCAACUUUCAAUUGUGAUAUAGACGCCGGCAWCCCAAUAUCCACAGUAACGUGGUUGUACGAAGGUGCACUUAUCAAUACAAAUGAUGGCUCCAUGAAGUACAGUGUUAUUACCCCUUCGCCAACAAGCGAUAAUGUUAUAUCGGCAUCUUUAACGAUAAAUAAUUUGACGAGAGAUGAAGCGGGGACUUACCAAUGUAAAGCUAACAACAGCCUCAAUAAUGCAGAAUCCGAUCGUGCUUUCUUGGUUGUACAGUAUCCACCAUCGAUCGAAGCUUCACCACAGAAUGUUACCAAGAACGAGAGUCAAUCUGUGACUUUCACGUGCACAGUGUCGGGCAAUCCAAUCCCACAGAUAACAUGGUGGUACAACAAUGUAAAGAUCAACACAAUUGAUAGCGCCAAGUACAGUGUUAGUGGCCCUUCCUCAGCAAGCAGUAGCCAGGCAUCUUUAACGAUAAAUAAUUUGAAGAGAGAUGAAGCGGGGUCUUAUCAGUGUAAAGCUAACAACAGCCUCGGUAACGCUGAAUCUAAUCGUGCUUUCUUGGUUGUACAAUUUUUAGGUCAGCCAAUGCUUACAAAGCAGCCAUCUUCAGACGAACCUGUAGAAAACAGCAAGUUUACUCUCACUUGCAUAGCUGAGGGCUUACCAGUCCCAAGUAUUUCCUGGUAUCGUGAUAGUCAACCCUUCGAAUCACUAGCGCCUAAUGUAACAACAAAUCUAACAAGCAUUACAAGCCAACUAAUAUUCAAUAACAUAAAACGCGGUGAUAAAGGCAAAUAUUCCUGUAGAGCUUCAAAUAUCGCUGGCACAAAAAAUUCUUCUGAAGUCACUUUUGAUGUUCACUAUAAACCUGAGAUCUUCGUCAACCCAAGAAAUGAAACAAGAAAUGAAGGAGAAAAUGUAACAUUGUGGUGUGAGUUAAAUACCGGCAACCCACCCGCAGAAAUAACAUGGAAGAAAGAUGGUAAUCCCAUAGGAAGUGAUGGUAGAAGAUCUAUUACUAAACCAAGUGUUGCUGGACUUCGUGCCAACACUACCCUGACUAUCAAGAAUGUCAACAGAGAUGAUAAAGGAACGUAUACCUGUAACGCAUCCAAUAUCGUUGAUAACAAUGUGGAAUCUCUUUAUAGUGCUGGCUACCUGGAAGUCAACUAUCCUGCUAGAGUAUUAGUUUCCCCAAAAAAUCAGACUCUGAUCGAGAAUUCAAACGUUACGUUCUCCUGUUACGUGGAAGGGAACCCUGYACCUCAAGUGACGUGGUUUUGGGAUGGAAAAACACUCGCUAASUCAGGCAAAUAUAUGAUAACACAGCCAACGUCAGAAACCAAAUCAAGCUCAUCUUUGACUAUCAUCAAUGCGAAUCGCACAGAUGAAGGACACUAUUACUGUAAUGCUACAAAUGUACUGGGAACUGGUCAGUCCACAAGAGGAUUGCUAACAAUUCACCAUGGUGCUAAUAUCACAAGUACUCCCAAAAAUGAAACAAGAAAUGAAGGGAAGACUGUAACAUUUGUGUGUAAGUUUGAGGGAAAUCCAGAGCCAACAGUAUCUUGGAAAAGCAUUGGAAAAGAUUUGUCAAAUAAUAGAAUUAAUAUCACCACAUUAAAUGGUGGUGGACAAGGCAACUCUACUUUGACCAUCACAGAAAUCAAAAGGGAUGAUGAAGGGACAUAUACAUGCUCUGUAAAUAAUGCAAAUGGUACAGAUGAAUCAUCAUUCUACUUGACUGUCAACUAUGCACCAAAGAUUCUCAAACCACCAUCUGCAGUCACCAAGACAGAGACAGAAAAUGUUGAAAUCUCCUGCCAGUUUGAGAGCAAACCUAUGGCUAAUUCAGUGGAUUGGUUUGUAGAUGAAAAGAAACUUGACCUCAACUCCAAUUCCAGUUCUAACAGACUAAAAGUUGUUCAAACAGGAGAUGUUAAAAAUGCCACAUCUUCACUUACCAUCAACAAUCUGAACAGAACAGAUGAGGGCAACUACACAUGUGUUGUCAGCAACAUUGUCAAAUCAAAUGUUGCUUCUGCUGCAGCAAUGCUAAUUGUCCACUAUCGUUCCAAGAUCCUCACCAAUCCAAGUAAUGAGACCAGAAAUGAAGGACAGAGAGUAACAUUGUGGUGUGCGUACGAGGGAAAUCCACCACCAACUGUAGCAUGGACAAAAGAUGAUACAUCAUUGUCCAACAAUAAUAUCAACAUAAGUACCAACGCCUAUGGUAAGGGACAAUACAACUCUACUCUGACCAUCAGCGAUCUCAAAAGGGGCGAUGAAGGGACAUAUAGAUGCACAGUAAACAAUACAAAUGGAAAAGAUGAAUCAAACCGUAAUGCUGGAUUCGUAAAUGUUCAAUUUAAGCCUGAGAUCUUCGUGAAUCCAAGAAAUGAAACAAGAAAUGAAGGGCAAAGUGUAACAUUGUGGUGUGAAUUGAAUGCCGGGGAUCCAUCAGCAGAAAUAACUUGGAUGAAAAAUGGAACGGCCAUAAAAAGUGAUAACAGAAGACCUAUUACCAGUGUGGGUGGACUUCGUGUUAACACUACUUUGACUGUCAAAAAUAUUACCAGGGAAGAUGAAGGAAACUAUACUUGUAGAGCAGAUAAUCAAGUUGGCAAUGUGGUAUCGCUUAAUGGAUUCUUGGAUGUUGACUAUGGUGCUAAGGUGUUAGUUUCGCCAAAGAGUCGGACCAUCAUCGAGCAUUCCAGUACUACAUUGCUUUGUUACGUUGAAGGAGAACCAAAAUCUCAAGUGACGUGGCAUUUUGAUGGAAAAACACUCGCUAACAAACCUGGCAAAUAUGUGAUAACACAGCCGUCUUUAAUAACCAACUCAAGCUCAUCUUUGACUAUCAUCAACGCGAAUCGCACAGAUGAAGGACACUAUUACUGUAAUGCUACAAAUGAGUUAGGAAGCGAUGAAUCUACAAAAGCAUCACUAACAAUUCACUACCCUCCCAAGAUCCUCACCAAUCCAAGUAAUGAAACCAGAAAUGAAGGACAGAGCGUAACAUUGUGGUGUGUGUACGAAGGAAAGCCGCAACCAACUGUAACUUGGACAAAAGAUGGAGCAACAGUGUCAAGUAAUAAUAAAAACAAAAUAAGUACAACCUCCAAAGGUGGGGGACAAUACAACUCUACUUUGUCCAUCAGCGAUCUCAAAAGGGAUGAUGAAGGGACAUAUAGAUGCACAGUAAACAAUACAAAUGGUACAGAUGUAUCUCUUCCUAAUGCUGGCUACUUAAAUGUUAACUAUAUGCAUGGCAUCUUUGUCGACCCAARAAAUGAAACAAGAAAAGAAGGACAGAGUGUAACACUUUGGUGUGAAUUGGAUGGAGACCCAUUACCAACUAUAACAUGGAUGAAAAAUGGAACCUCAAUACAAAGUACUGCUAGAAGAUCCAUUGUCAAACCAAGUGUUGUUGGACGUGCCAACACUUCCCUGACUAUCAAAAAUAUCACCAGGGAUGAUCAAGGGACCUACAAAUGUUCAGCAGUUAAUGUAGCUGGUACAGUGGUAUCUAGUCCUAGUGCAGGUUACCUAGAAGUUAUUUAUGGUGCUAGAGUGUUGCUUUCACCAAAAAGUCGUAUCAUUAUGGAGCAUUCCCGUAUUACGUUGUAUUGCUAUGUGGAAGGAGAACCAAUAUCUCAAGUGACGUGGCUUUGGGAUGGAAAAACACUCGCUAACAUGUCUGGCAAAUAUGUGAUAACACAGCCUUCGCUAAUAACCAACUCAAGCUCAUCUUUGACUGUCAUCAAUGCGAAACGCACGGAUAAAGGACAAUAUUACUGUAAUGCUACAAAUAAUCAGGGAAGCGAUGAAUCUAAAAAAGCAGUAUUAACAAUUCACUAUGCUGCUAAGAUCCUCACCAAUCCAAGUAAUGAAAUAAGAAAUGAAGGACAGAGCGUAACAUUGUGGUGUGUGUACGAGGGAAAUCCACAACCAACACUAACCUGGACAAAAGAUGGAACAACAGUGUCAAGUAAUAAUAAAAACAAAAUAAGUACCACCUCCAAAGGUGAGGGGCAAUACAACUCUACUUUGUCCAUCAGCGAUCUCAAAAGGGAUGAUCAAGGGACAUACACAUGCAGAGUAAACAACACAUAUGCCACAAAUGAGUCAUCUUCCCGUUUAACAGUUAACUAUCCUGCCGAGAAUGUAAUUGUCGAGUUAGAAGGUUCGCAAGUCGUCCUUUUCAAUGAACCAUUCACAUUGAAAUGCAUUGGUUAUGGACGGCCUCUUCCCAACAGUUUCCCAUGGUAUAAAAACAAGCUUAGAAUCGCUGGAGCUUCUGAUAAAGAACUACGUGUUGAUAAAGCAACGCUUGAAGAUGGCGGGAAUUAUGUGUGUUAUGCAUAUAAUGGAAUCGGCAACAGAACUAAAAGCUCCAAUUCUAUUUUAAUCACUGUGAACAAAACUGAACCCAUACCGACCGUUGACCCGCCUACAACCGAAACAACGAUCACUAUUGAUGUCAGCAACAACGAAUUCACCAAGCAUGGAAAGAAAAUAUGGUAACUGUAAUGUGUCAUUGUAUUUUGCGCGACUAUUUUAUUUUUCGCACCGAUAUGGGCGAAUAAUCUGUUUACAUUUCGGUUCAUUAACAUAUCAUUAGCAUAAGGAUAUAACGUUUUAACCUAACUAUCAGUAAAUCAGCACUGAAUAUUGAAACAACAUAGCACAAUAAGCUUUCCACGCAAUUUUGAGCUUCUGAUAUGGAAUACCAGUAGUUAUAAUAGGCCGAUUCUGGCGCUUUUUUUAAAUCCGCCCACACGGCUAGCCACUCGAUUUUUUUAAAUCCGCCCAAACGGCUAGCAGCCCGAUUUUUGGUUAAAAAACGCGAUUUUGGGUAAAAAUUACCACUACUUGGGAGUUAAUAAUAGAGCGUCUAUUUUAAUAAAGGUUCGCUCUUGUGAAUAAGUUUUAUAUCUAUUAUAUAUAAUGAGUCGCGUGAAUGACGAAUUUCAGUUACUUAUGGACA
This is a messenger RNA of Exaiptasia diaphana, 5476 nucleotides long. RefSeq names its product hemicentin-1. Gene Ontology annotation, biological process: homophilic cell-cell adhesion. The coding region runs from base 112 to 5013 and encodes 1633 amino acids. The record is from RefSeq and is a predicted model, not a curated record. The transcript is spliced from 18 exons. Gene Ontology annotation, cellular component: plasma membrane. Lineage: Eukaryota; Metazoa; Cnidaria; Anthozoa; Actiniaria; Aiptasiidae.